Molecule: messenger RNA, 1856 nt
Organism: Lolium rigidum
Lineage: Eukaryota; Viridiplantae; Streptophyta; Magnoliopsida; Poales; Poaceae
Product: putative leucine-rich repeat receptor-like serine/threonine-protein kinase At2g14440
Exons: 8
Coding region: 40-1566 (508 amino acids)
Molecular function (GO): protein binding
Source: RefSeq, a predicted model, not a curated record
CCUCCCUUUCCACCCCAAAAUUUCAGCAAGCCCACCAGAAUGCUGCGUCUCCUCGCCGCCCUCCUCCUCCUCCCCCUCGCCGCCGGCCAGCGAUUCCGCGGCUUCUCCUACCUCCUCGACUGCGGCGCGCCAGCCGCCACCACCGACACCCGCGACCUCCGCUGGGACCCCGACGCCCCCUACAUCACCGCUGGCACCGCCCGCGCGCUCCCGCUGCAGGGCCUGCUCGACCCGACCCUCGCCACCCUCCGCGAGUUCCCGCGCCGCGCCGGCGCCAAGUACUGCUACGAGUUCCCCGUCGACCCCAACCGCCGCUACAUCCUCCGCCCCACCUUCUUCUACGGCACCGCCUCCUCGCCGCCGCCGCCCGCGUUCGACCUGAUCGUCGACGGCACCUUCUGGACCGCCGUCGACACCGCCGGCGACAGGCUCGCCGGCAGCGCCUCGCGCUACGAGGCCGUCUUCCCGGCCGCGGGCAGGAGCAUGGCCUUCUGCCUCGGCGCCAACCCUAACUACACCGACGCCGGGCCUUUCAUCAACGCGCUGCAGGUGAUACAGAUUGACGAUCCGGUCUACAACGCCACCGAUUUCCGGACCAGCGCCAUGGGGCUCAUCGCGCGCACCAAGUUUGGCUCCACUGGCCAAGUCGAGAGGUACCCUGAUGACAGUUUUGACCGCCAUUGGCAGCCAUUUCCAGACAGCAAACAUGCAGUCAGUAGUACCCACAAUGUUACAUCGGGUGAUUUCUGGAAUCUGCCACCUCCUGAUGUGUUUAAUACAGCUUUGGUAGCAGAACAGAAUGCUCCCUUGGUGUUGCAAUGGCCUCCAAUACCUCUCCAGAAUGAUAGCUAUUAUGUUGCUCUUUACUUUGCUGAUACAUUAGAUGAUAAUUCGAGGACGUUUGAUGUGAAUAUAAAUGAUUAUCGCUUUUACGAAAAUCUGACAGUAACAUCAGCUGGCCAUUCUGUGUUUGCAACACAAUGGAUUCUCUCAGGCCUAACCAGAGUUAUAUUGUCUUCCAAGUCUGGUCUUCCGCCACUUAUCAAUGCUGGUGAAGUCUUUGGACUUUUUCCCAUAGGAAGACUGACAAUUACACGGGAUGCACUUGCUCUGGAAAGUGUAAAGAGAAGCCUUCAAAAUACACCUGAUGAUUGGAUUGGAGAUCCAUGUAUGCCUCAUGGAUAUGCUUGGACUGGAGUUACAUGUCAGGAAGGACUGAAUAUACGUGUCAUAUCAUUGAACUUAUCAAGUAUGGGCAUCUCUGGAUCUCUAUCACCUGAAAUUGCAAACCUGACCGCGCUUACUGAUCUAUCUUUUGCAAACAAUAGCUUGUCUGGACCUAUUCCUGAUCUCAUCAAACUGGGCAAACUCCAACGACUGCACCUGCAUGAUAACAAGCUGAAUGGAACAAUACUUCAGACGUUGGGGAGAAUUCAGACCUUGCGUGAACUAUUCUUGCAAGGCAAUAAUAUGACUGGAGCAGUUCCACAGAACUUGCUGAACAAUAAUGGGUUGACUAGCCGAUUUCUUCCGGGCAAUAACUUCUUCCCGAGACCACCACGCUGACGAUCAAACAUUUUCUGGAGGGUAGUAGGAUAGUGUGUUGAUUCUUUUAGGGUGGCUAUACCGAGAUUUUGUAACCAGUCAGAUGAUUGUAAAGUCAAAUGAUUCGAAUUCAGUCAAGCGAGUUAGGGAAAGCAGGUGAAGAUAAACAAUCCUGGUUGUACAGUGCUCUGCAAGUCUACACCGUCCGUGUAUAUACAAAGCUCAAACUGUGUUAAUUUCUCUCGAUGAACUUUGCACUCUGUUAUAGUGGAAGUGAAAUUGUAUGAAGCCUGAAGCAGAUUGUUUGCUUA